AUGGCGUCGAAACGGAAACGUGUAGUGUUGAGUAUAAAAACAAAACACGAGAUUAUUCAAAAGCUGGAGAACGGCGAGAGUGCGGCUAAAUUAGCGAAAAUAUAUGGUAUUGGAAAGGCUACAAUUACUGGCAUUAAAAAUCAGAAAGAUGCCAUUGAAAAUUAUCUGUUACAAGCAGACACUUUGGACGUUUCUAAUAACAGAAAAAGCAUGAUGGUGCCAAAGAAUAAAAACGUAGAUGACGCUGUUUUUCAGUGGUUUCUGGAAAAUAGAGAGAAAGGAGUGCCUAUAACUGGGCCUAUUUUGUGCGAGAAGGCAUUAGAAUUUAAUGAAAAAUUAAAAGGGAAUCCAAACUUUAAGGCAAGUAGUGGUUGGUUAGAGAAGUUUAAGUCACGUCAUGGUAUUCGAGAACUGAAUGUCUCUGGUGAAAAAUUACCAACAGAUAAUGUGAGUGAACAAAACUUUGCAGUGGAUCUUCACAAAUUCUUAAUUGAAAAGGGAUACGCAUUACAGAAUAUGGUUAAUGAGGAUAAGAGAGAUUUCACUUGUAAAACUUCACCACAGAAAAGUUUACCUUCUCAGCAAGAAGAAUUAGAUUCUAACAAAAUUAGUAGAGACUGUGUCAAUACUCUUUCAUGUGUGAAUUCUAAUGCACUUCGUCAGCUUCCACUUUUGAUAAUUGGAAAAAGGGAAAGGAUAUGUUACAAAUACGAUUAA
Molecule: messenger RNA, 717 nt
Organism: Dufourea novaeangliae
Lineage: Eukaryota; Metazoa; Arthropoda; Insecta; Hymenoptera; Halictidae
Product: jerky protein homolog-like
Exons: 1
Coding region: 1-717 (238 amino acids)
Cellular component (GO): nucleus
Molecular function (GO): DNA binding
Source: RefSeq, a predicted model, not a curated record